AUGCUUAGCGCUCAAGCAGAAAACGUACACCAACAGCUUCCAGACCACAGACAAUGUCCUUCCAAUAAAACCGACAACUCUCCAAGGGAAGCUACAGCUGUGCAAAUAUUCAUCCGCAAACUGACGACUGCUUUAUACAUGGACUCACAUAUCUUGCGUGUAGACAGUAGUCCAGAAGCUGUAACACAGAACAGUGAGUACGAGACCUCCUCAAACAUGCACGCGAAGGAUGAAAUCGAGCGUCCAUCACUUCUAACCGUUUUGACAGACCAUAAAUUGUUCAGGUUCCGAGUGAGUAUAUCAAUCUACCUCGAUGCGGUUCGAAGUUGGUUCAGCUGUAGCACCCCUUCGGUGCCCAAAUGCUAUGAUAACCGAAAGAAGCACGAGGGAUGGGAUACUGCUAGGUUGUUCAAGCCUAGACAAGAGAAUUCGAGAGGCAGAGGUCGGAUUCGAACCACGGACCUUCCGGUCGUUGAACUUGAAGACUGUUCUCCGAGUGCUCAUUAUUUGACCAUACUAACCGCGGCAGGAACCAAACAGCCUGAACAGGCAAUUGGACUGAUUCUUCCGGAACCAAUAACAACGUGCGCCCAUUCUCUUUAA
This is a messenger RNA of Opisthorchis viverrini, 603 nucleotides long. RefSeq lists its product as hypothetical. The record is from RefSeq and is a predicted model, not a curated record. The coding region runs from base 1 to 603 and encodes 200 amino acids. The transcript has 5 exons. Lineage: Eukaryota; Metazoa; Platyhelminthes; Trematoda; Opisthorchiida; Opisthorchiidae.